UGUAAGUAUUCCAAAUACCAUUUGAAACAACCCAUACCUGAGUAGUACGCUUCAUCUUCUCUUCCUCCCUCCAAAACAAGCAAAACAAUGGAGGAAUACUUGCAGUACAUGAGAACUCUUCGCAGUCAGAUGAAUGAUUAUGAAGAUCAAACGGCAAAAAUUUCGGUUGAUGAGCAAAUGCUAAUCACUACAAUUCACACUCUCGAGAAAGACCUCGACUCAGCAAAGACAGAAACAAAGCGAGUUGUGGAGGAAACUGAUGAAAUGAUUAAGAACAAGGCUGAAUUAUUGUCCAGAAUUUUUGAAAAGCAAAAAAGAAAUGUGUCAUUGGAAGCAGAUUCCUUCAACCUAUUACAGACUUUGGAACUCAUUCAACAAGAAAAAAGCAACCAAGCAGCAAAAGUUCUUGAGAAAAGCAUUGUUUCCAGGAUAUAUUAUUCCAAGGUUAUUGAAGAUAUGAAAUCCAAGUUGCAAGAGCAGAAGGUGGUGUUUGGACAGGACUGGCUGGAUAACAAUCUAAGCAAUGAGCCUUCUAAAGAUGAUAUCAUGGAAAAAAAAUUGAUUGAAGAAAUGUCUAGUAAGGGCCCAACAUCAUGUAGCUCGGGAGAUGAGAAUAAGACACUCUUGCUGGGAAAGGUGCGUGCUGCACAAUCUAAGCUUGAUGAGACAAUUCACGCAAAAAACAAACUAAUUUCUGAGAAUAAUGAGCUGAAGCAAUCUAUUGAACAAUUAAAAAGUGAUAUUAAUGAUAUCAAGCCUGAGCUAAUUGCCACAGAAGUUAGUUCGCUGGAAAAAGAACUGAAGGUGCUCUUGUCAGAGAAGGAUGGGGAACUGGAGUACUUGAAGAGUUUACGGAGCCAAAUUGAUAAACUGAAGGGAAUACGCCAUCUUGUCAAGUGUGCGUGCGGAACAGAAUACAAAAUAGAAUUGAGCCAUUGUGAUGUGGAAGAAUAAUGUACACUAGUGAUUUUAUAAGGAUGAAUAUAGUUUCCGAUGUAAAGCUUGCCAUUUGAACAUUCUAGGGAGAAUUCAUGCUUUUCUUUGAAUUCUUGAAAAGUUUUAAUUCUAAUGCUACCAAUUGCUAAGAGUAAAUCACUGCACCAUGUAUGUAUGUGUCUGGUUUUGUAUGCUUGUAGCGGGAUUCGGAUCAGGCAUAAAAGUAGUAGGGAAGAGUCUUAGGGCAUGUUUGGUUGAUUAAUUUUAUUGGUAUGGAAUGGUAUCACAACCCAUUCCAAUGUUUGGUUAUGCAUUUUUACAUUGGGAUCUCAUACAGAAAGGAUUCUCAUACCAUUCCAUUCCUUAGAAUCUCAUACCCUCCUACCCCCAAGUUUCAAACUCCAUUCCCCCCAUAUACAAACCCUAAUUCACUCUUCCUUCUUGAAAAUCCCUCUCUUCCUUCAAUCUGAAAUAUUCUUUCCUUGUUCUUCAAUCUUCUUCCGCCUCCUUCAAUCUUCUUCAACCUUCUGUUUUUCUUUCCCUGUUCUCACCGGUGACCUCCUGCUCCCUCUGUUCUUCGGCUUCCUCUUCACUCCUGAAUUCCCUCCAUUCACGUUUCUUUCUGGUUCAUCAACACCGUCAUCAUUUUCUUUCUCAGGUAAACCAAUCUCAAUUUCUUCUAACAGUUUGUAUGCAUUACUGUUUUUGUAAAGCAUCUCAAUUGUUAGGUAUAUGAUUCGCUUCUUGUAAACGAAUUUCUUCUUAGAUUUGAAUUUUGGAGCUUUGAGUUCUUUUAUUUUUUGUAAUCUUUGAUUUUAUGAUAAUGGUUACACUUAAUCAAACAAUUGUUUAUCUCUUAUUACUAUGGUAUCCUCCAUUGUUAAUCGAUUCAGAUGGUUCUUUUUUCAAGUAUGCUUUCUUUUUUCAGUGUCCUCCAUUCUAGACUGUUAAUUUGAAUUUAUUAAAGUUUUGAUUGAUUAGUAACUUAACUAUACAAUUGAUUUGGGUUUAUACAUUUUCAAAUGGUGGAUUAGUAAUUUAAUUCUACAUUGAUUGUGUAUUUCGUUUUGCCGGUUGUGUAUUUCAUCUUUGUUCAUCAUUUUGCCUUUAUUUUUCUUAAUUGUUAAUGGAGGAAUGUUUCAGUUUGUUGUGAUAUUAGACUGUUAGUGAACAAUUUUGGUGAAGGAAUGCUUUAAUGGAGGAAUGCCUUAAUUUAUUUUAAUGGAGGAAUACUUUGCUAAUGACGGUACUUGAUUGUUGUGAUAUUAGUAAAUAUUAUUGUAAGUGGGGUUUUCUUUCUAUUUUCUUAUAAUACUUAAUGAAGACUUGCUAACUUAGUACUGAUGGCUGAUUAGAUAUGUCUAAAAUGGUGAAAAUGUAUGUGUUAAAAUGGAGCUUUUGUCAGCAAUCUAGGUUGCCUCUACUUUUAAAAAAUGUGCUUGCAUACCAAUCUAGGCUACCUCCAAUUCAAAUGCUCAGUUUUUUAACAAGAUCUCAUUGAGAUAGCUGUUGGAUAUAUAUGAUUGCUAGAUUAAUAUGAUGGUGCAUGUAUACAUUCAUAUAAAUGAUUCCAUCUCAAUUAGCCAUAGUAAGAAGAAGGAAGAAGAGACAAAUUGAAUUACUACUACUUUUCAUGGUUGUUAAUAAUGUCAUUACAAUCAUGUACUUGGUGAUGUGUAUGAUGGGUGUAAUUGUUUAUGAAAUUGAACGACCAUGUUAUAGCAAAAGUGAGAAGAAACACCUUAGACAAAAGCACUUGGAUGCACUAAUCAAGGAUAGUGAUAUAGUCUGCAAAAGUGAACUUCGUGUGAAUAGAAAAACCUUUUAUGUCCUUUGUGAGAUGGUUAGAGAUGUCGAUGGUUUAAAUGGCACUCGAAAUAUGUCUUUGGAGGAAAUUGUAGCUAUGUUCUUGUACACUUUGGCACAUCAUUUGAAAAAUAGCACAAUUAGAAGUCAUUUCUUUCGAAGUGGAGAAAGUGUUAGUAGAAACUUCCACCGAUGUCUUCUUGCCGUGUUAAAACUACAUACUCACUUGCUAAAAAAGCCGACACCUAUAACAGAAGAUUGUGAAGUGGAUAGAUGGAAAUGUUUUAAGAAUUGUUUAGGAGCCGAAGAUGACACUCAUAUUAGUGUUCAUGUGCCAAGUGAGGAUAGAGCAAGAUAUCGGACAAGAAAAGGUUCUAUUGCUAUGAAUGUGUUAGGUGUAUGUAACCCUAAUUUGGAGUUCAUAUAUGUUCAACCUGGUUGGGAA
Messenger RNA from Amaranthus tricolor (Joseph's coat), 3187 nucleotides. RefSeq lists its product as uncharacterized. Lineage: Eukaryota; Viridiplantae; Streptophyta; Magnoliopsida; Caryophyllales; Amaranthaceae. The coding region runs from base 88 to 954 and encodes 288 amino acids. The transcript has 13 exons. The record is from RefSeq and is a predicted model, not a curated record.